AUGCACGAUAUUGACGGAUUAAGAGACGAGCCAAUCACGUGGACUACAGGUGGAAGAGUGAAGCGUUUGGCAACCGCACAAGAUGAGCCUUACUUGUUUUGGUCUGCUUCUGAGGACAGCUACGUCAGGGAAUAUGACGCGAGAACCAACGCAGAGAAGAAAUUGAUCAGUGCUGAAGAAAAACAUGUGAAGUCGUUUGCAGUCUGUCAAGGACGUACUGAACUUGUGGCUGUUGCUACGGAUGAAGCCGCUGUUCCUAUCUACGAUAGAAGAAAGCCGGAUAAGCCGCUGCUGACGUGUGUAAACGGUUUGUCAGACCUGACGACAAAUGCCACAGCAAUUUUACAUACACAACCCAUGUUGCGUUUGACGAAAUGGGAACAGAGCUCCUUGCAAGUAAAUCAGGGUUGCGGUCCAAUUUAUCUAUUCAAACUAAAAUGUGAUGAUCGACCUACCGUUUUACAAAAAAUCAAGUCAAUAAUCGAAAGCGACGAGGAAGUACUCACCAAUGGGAAGCACACUCCAAGUUUCACUCAUGCUAGAGAACAAGCUAAAGGAUAUUUUGACUCCAAGAAGUUUCCUGAGGCUAUCGAGAUCUACAGCCGGGCUCUUAGUCUCUCACCCGGCAAUUAUGAUCGAAGUAUACUUUUGGCGAAUCGUGGUAUGGGUUAUCCUUUGUCGUAG
Messenger RNA from Ostertagia ostertagi, 684 nucleotides. NCBI's taxonomy places the organism in Eukaryota, Metazoa, Nematoda, Chromadorea, Rhabditida, Trichostrongylidae. The record is from the annotation of a GenBank genome assembly.